AUGCCAAUUGGUACUCAGAUCAAAGAGGGAGAAUUAGCCUAUGAGAAAGAUGACUUGGCUACUGCAUUAUUGAAGGCGAAUUCUGCACUUCAAGAAAAUCCGAAUUCAUUCAAAGCACUUUUACUCAGAAGUCGCAUUUAUUUGAGAUCCAAAAAACAUGAUCUUGCUUUUGAGGAUGCUAACAAACUCGUUCAAAUAGCCCAAAAUAGUGGCAAACGGGAAGAACUUGCUCUGUCCUAUAAACAGAAAGCAAUUGUUUUGUAUAGACGGAAACGAUUCCAAGAGGCAAUGGAAAAUAUAUGCAAAGCUCACAACCUAAAUGACAAGGACGCCGAAAGCUUGAUGUUUAAGAGCAUGAUAGAGAAAAAACUUCAAGCAGGUGAGAAGAUUUCAAGCGAAAGUCCUGCAUCUUCCGAAGAACAGCCAUUAUUGGCCCAACAAAUUUCGAAACAGAAACCGAAAGUGGACUGGUAUGAUUCCAAAGACAUGGUCAACGUUUCAAUAUAUGUCAAAAAUAUACCUCCCACGACUCUGAAGGUAGAUUUCCAGGACACUUCAGUGAAUGUUUCUUUCAAAACAAGUCAAAACACCGACUUUAAUUAUUGUUUGGAUCCAUUGUAUGGCUCAAUAGUUCCCUCCAAAUCAUCAUUUAAGGUUUUUGGAACUAAAUUGGAAUUAUACCUUGUCAAGGAAACAGAAGAAACUUGGAAAUCAUUGGAAAAAGUAGAAUCGGAUACUAUUGCACCACAGGAGACUUCUCUCAGCACUUUGGGCUAUCCAAGUUCCUCUACAAAGAGAAUUAAUUGGUCAGAAUUCAAGGUGGAUGAUGGCGAAGAAGAUUCUAGUCAAGAUCCGGACGCUUUCUUUAAAAAGCUUUACGAAGGAGCAGACGAAGAUACCAAAAGAGCGAUGAUGAAAAGCUACUUGGAGAGCAAUGGUACGAGUCUCAGUACAGACUGGAAGGAGGUCAGUCAGAAGAAGGUCGAAAUUGCUCCGCCUGAUGGGGUGGAUCUCAAGAAUUGGUAAACCUCUUGUUUCAUAUAUCAUACACGACAGAAAUCUAAAAUGUUUCGGUAUCCCAGUUCAUGGCAACGUCAUUCAAGAGCAUUUGCUGAGCUUCUCCAUGUGAUUUGUAAGACCUGGGGCUAACGUUCUCUUUGACUUCUUCACUGUAAUCAAUCAAUGAGUCGCUUAGUUCAGCAACAGGCAUAGCGUUUGAUGUAUUAGGGCUGUCUGACUGUCUUACUAUGCUUCCAUUAAUGCGCUCAUGACUCAAAGAUGACGAUGGGGAGGGGGCCUUGAGCUGACAACUCAAUGGCUUAAGACUAGUGCUUUCAGCUGGUUUUUGGAGAAUUGCGUUUGAAGGUAGUACUCGCGUGGGUGACAAACUCGGUAGUCGCAAAUGUGAGCGGGUGCGUAGUUCGGAUUCAGAAUUUUGCCUGAUAGGAGAUCCACCCUUGAUUACAAUUGGCUUGUUGGAUAUAGUCGAACCUGACAUGAAGCAAACUGAUCUGACUAAUGAUGGGUCGGCAGGACUAGAGAAUACUGGAGGCUCAAUCGGAGACAUGAAUCUCAAAUCUGGCGUUAUGUCCUGAAGUUGUGAAGCUUUCGCAUGUUGGCGAGAAUGAACCGUUUUUCUCAAAGGAGAACUUUCCCUUGAAUUGAACGGAUUUCUCAUGGUCUCAGUGUUCUGUCUUCUGAUAACGGAUCCGAAACUUGCUGGUGAUUUAUAGACGUUUGAAUUCACUGAUUGCGAUAACCGCUGAACAGUGGAAGGCAAUUUCGGUUGCAUGCCAAGAUAGUUCCUUUUCCGUAUGGCGGUUUUCGUUUGUUCCCGCUUAUAUACUCUGCUUGAGCUGUUGGGAGGCAGGGUCUUAAUGGGGGACUUUCGAAAACUACGUUUUCGACAAAGUUCUGAUUCAAUCUCCUCCAAUUUUGAGAUAUAUGGUUCUCCGUUUACUUUGAAUGCGCGGCCUCUUUCGAUCUCAAAGCUGCUUAGUUUCAACUUUAAAUCUUGGAUGGUCGAUGGUAAUUGUCUAGCUAGCUUCUCCCUUAUCUUUUCUUCAUGCCUUAAUAUUUUGAAUGAAUCUCUUUUCAAAAGUCGAUUUGGAUCCUUAACAGCCUCAUCCAGAUAGCUUUUUUCUUUGAGCAGAUCAUCUAAUUUGGUAAUCGAUUCAAGAAGGGGCUUGAGUUUAUCAACUUCUGCUCUCAAUUUCGCAAUUUCUCGAUUAUGUCGAUCAAGCAAGUCCUCGUCAAAAUUGUCAGCGUCUUCGUCGUAAAAUGCUUCAAACUUCAAGCGGUCUUCCUCAUCGUACAUCAGGAGAUCCCAGUACCCAAGAAUUCUCAUACGGCUUGUUUGAAUGAAUUUUGAAAUGUUUUCUCUUUUCUCCUGUUCUAGCUCUUCCACAAGAGCUUCAAAAUUACUGAUCGACGCGCGCUUUAUGUUUCGGUUCACUUUCAAAAACUCCUGAAUCGAGUUAUCUUUCGGUCUCAAGACAGCCCACAAAUCUUCCAGUCUUUCCAUCAAAUCAUCAAGCUGUCGUUCCCUAUUGCUUUUUUCCUCCAGAAGAGCUUUCAGUUUAUUAUUGUAUUGUUCAAAGCUCGCUUUUUUAAUACCGAUAUGCUGUAUCAACUCUUCAUCGCAAUAAUGCUGAAGGUCUAAAUCAAUUUUUUUCUCUAGCUCAUUUUCAAGCAGUCUCAAUCUGUCCAUUGUAUUUCUCAUCAAAGAACACUUCUGGCUGAUAAAGUUUUCUAGCUUCUGUUUUUCUCUUUUUAUCUUCUCUUCGAGCGCAGGACUUGAGCGACUGAAAUUGGUAGACAUGAUACCUUUGAUAUCAUCGACCUCCUCUAUUGUAGAGUACUUCAGGCUUUCCUCUGGAGAUGGAAGUUGCUCAAGAAAUUUUGGAUUAUCAUAUUCGUCCACAAUC
This is a messenger RNA of Ogataea polymorpha, 2927 nucleotides long. RefSeq lists its product as uncharacterized. Lineage: Eukaryota; Fungi; Ascomycota; Pichiomycetes; Pichiales; Pichiaceae. The record is from RefSeq and is a predicted model, not a curated record. The transcript has a single exon. Gene Ontology annotation, biological process: protein stabilization. Gene Ontology annotation, molecular function: protein-folding chaperone binding. Bases 1 to 1026 code for a protein of 341 amino acids.